Messenger RNA from Odontomachus brunneus, 1753 nucleotides. RefSeq names its product probable phospholipid-transporting ATPase IF. The record is from RefSeq and is a predicted model, not a curated record. NCBI's taxonomy places the organism in Eukaryota, Metazoa, Arthropoda, Insecta, Hymenoptera, Formicidae. Gene Ontology annotation, biological process: phospholipid translocation. Gene Ontology annotation, cellular component: plasma membrane; endoplasmic reticulum; trans-Golgi network. The transcript is spliced from 4 exons. The coding region runs from base 940 to 1614 and encodes 224 amino acids. Gene Ontology annotation, molecular function: ATPase-coupled intramembrane lipid carrier activity.
UAUAGAAUCAUUAAUAAAUAAUCAUUUCGUUAAGAUAUUUGAGUACUCACAUCAUCCAUUUCUUUUUAAUAAUGUUAGAAGCAAGAAAACGCAUGCUAAAAAUUCUUGUCAAGAUAUAUCCAUAAAAUGACACUUGCGAUCAAUUAAGAGCACACGAUUAAACACACCUUAAUAUAUUUAGUGUACUUUCCUUACACUCUAAUCAAUAAAUAAUCGUAAAAUUAAUAUGACAGAAUAAUAAGAAAAUUAGAUUAAAAAAGAAAAUUGUCAAGUUAAUUUUAUGCUUAUUUAUUAAUCGUUAGAAAGUAAAAAAAUGUUCGGGAUAUUUUUGAAGUCAUUUCAAAAGAGUGAGUCUAAUGUAAUAUUUGAGAUUUUCGCGGUGUUCAUGAAUAUUAAAUUUGGUUUCCGGGUUUGAACCGCGUAGAUUUUUCUUUGUCUGAUUCCGACGUUUCACGAACAUUUCAGUCCGCUUCAUCAGGCAAGAACAAUCCGAUGCUAGAGAGUCUAAUGUAUCAGAAUGAAAUAUUCCCUGAAUAUUUCUCAGAUAUACCUUACAGAUAGUUUAGAAAAUAAUUAUUACUUGAAUUAAUACUAUAUUAAUCAAGAAGUUUUCUUCAGCAUAGAAUUUAUCUUGCUGAGGAAGCUUAGUAAAUUAUUUAAUAAUAGAUUUCAGUUCCUAAAAUAUAAACACACCGAAUAUGAAGCGGAGGAAUAAUAAAUUACGGCAGAUUGUCGAUAUUACAAAAUUCUAUGCAGUAAAUUUUACUAUAAAAUUCUCUCCAUGUAUAAAGGCCUUCUGCAAGAUGACAAGGAAGAUACAAAACGACAGAUUGUAAUUAUUAAACGUGUGGCUAAUUUAUACAGAUUGUGCACCUGAUAAAAAAUGCACGAAGCCGUCCGCAUACCGCGGCUAUCGGCGACGGCGGUAACGACGUGUCAAUGAUACAAGAGGCGCACGUGGGAUUCGGGAUAUUGGGAAAAGAAGGUCGUCAGGCUUCCAUGUCGGCUGACUUCGCCUUCUCGAAAUUUAUGUAUCUGAAAAAGGCGUUGCUGGUGCACGGUCACUGGUACUACCAGCGCAUCAGCAUCUUUUCGCAAUAUUUCUUUUAUAAAAACUUGAUCUUCAUGACGCCGCAAGUAUUAUAUGGCCUGCAUAAUGGAUUCUCUACGCAAGAACUUUAUGACAGUAUGUUCUUGAUGUUGUUCAACAUGAUAUUCACGACGCUUCCAAUACUACUGUAUGGAUUAUUCGAGCAAAACUACAGUGCGGAAAAACUCAUACAACAUCCGUACCUGUACAAACUAAAUCGAAAUAAUUAUUUAAUGUCGAGACAACAGUUCAUGAUAUGGAUGCUACUAAGCAUAUGGCAUACGUGUGUGAUAUAUUUUGUAGUAUACUCUCUCACGCUCACCAAUUCCGCAUAUUUAUAUGACAACACAACGGUUGGACAAUGGACUUUUAGCACUAAUAUUUUUCAUCUAGUCGUUCUAAUAGCGAAUGUUCAGAUAUUGCUACGUAGUUCCUACUGGACGUCGUGGUUUGUUCUAAGCGUAGUGCUGUCCCAAUUAACAUUCUUCUUAUUCACGUUUAGUUACUCGUUGGUAAAAAAGUAAGUGAGCAUUUUACAAUGUCGAGAAUUAUCUAUGAUAAAUUAUAAUUAUCCUGAUGGAAAAAAUUUGCUGAAAAUACAAAAAAAUCGUCUAAAAGAGAAAUUAAAGUUAUUAAAAAGUCACUGAAAACAUUUUAUGAUGA